UACAGUAGAGUAGGUCUAGUCUAUGACAUUACAGUAGAGUAGGCCUAGUCUGACAUUACAGCAGAGUAGGCCUAGUCUAUAACUACAGGAGCGCAUUUUGGGAUAAGGCGAAACCCGCAGGAUGGGAACGUAGCUUUUGUACCAGAACUGUUUCCUUCCAUUGCGUCGCGCAGAACACCAAUUAUUGCAUCACAAUAGCUUGGCGCACACCUGCCGGUAGUGUGUUCCAGGACAUCCCGCUGUGGUCAGACUCACUGUAUCUACCCAGACAGCUCGGUAACAGUGUGACAUUGCUUAUUACUUCAACCCCAAGUUUCCUCUUGGUUAAAGAACGCAUUUAUCUAAACAGCACUGGAUAGAAGAUACAUCUCCGUGCGCAUUUUGGCCAUCUUUCAUCCUACAGUGGUCGUGGUGAUGAUGUGUGACUGAAUUAUGUUCGCCAAUUCAGUCGAGGACCUUGGCCUCCGUACGCGAGUGCCCCGGCUCCUCCAAGCAUCCGAGGAGGACUUAGGCUCAGAGGUGGUCACCGGGUACUUGAAACUAUUCGUGGCUCUCCUCUCCGUCCUCCUUUUCCUCUUCUGGGUUAUCCCUCUGCGGAAAGAUGAUGAUGAGGUCUACGACGAGAUUGACUCAAACCUGGUCAACAGGUUCACAGAGGGAGUCACCCUCAACUACAAAUACCUCCAGUGCUUGGAGGGGCUGCUGGACAUGAAGAAGCUACAGAUAGACAGACUGAACGCUGAAGCGAACUUUGACCUCUCCUCCUGCUGCUGCUACGGUUCUGACUCCCGCUCUGGGAGGUCCUCCUGCAGCUACACCUCUGACUCCUGCUCUGGGAGGUCCUCCUGCAGAUACACCUCUGACUCCUGCUCUGGGAGGUCCUCCUGCAGAUACACCUCUGACUCCCGCUCUGGGAGGUCCUCCUGCAGCUACACCUCUGACUCCCGCUCUGGGAGGUCCUCCUGCAGCUACACCUCUGACCCCUGCUCUGGGAGGUCCUCCUGCAGCUACACCUCUGACUCCCGCUCUGGGAGGUCCUCCUGCAGCUACACCUCUGACCCCUGCUCUGGGAGGUCCUCCUGCAGCUACACCUCUGACACUAAAACACAUUCUAGAUCAGGUUGGAAAUCUUCCGGAUCUUCUAGGUCCUCCUCCAGAUCUAGUGGUGGUGACUGCAGCACCUGCCAACGCUGUAACAAACGUCCGGACAGGUUCCUGGGCGGUAGUCUGGAUAGUCCCUACCCAUUGGAUAGCCCCAGCCCAGUGGAAAGCCCCAGACAACCAUGUAGUCUUAGCCCAAUACCAGGAGAUGAUAAGGGGCACGUAAUAUACCAUGGCUCCACGCAAGCCUCCAACACCUCCUGCCACGCCUCCUGCCAUUCUACUCGCCGCUCCUCCGAAAAUGCCUCCCGCUGCUCCUCUCCCAGCCCCUCGAGCUCCUCUAAGUACGUCACUCCUUCUGACUCUCCGCUGCCUCUGGAGCAUCAUCGAAGCCCUCGGCAGCCUACUAUCGGUUACUACGAUACCACCAAGAUGGAGGACAAAGGGGACUGUGUUCCUGUGGUUGCUACUACUGUUGAGUCUUCACCUGGCUGCAAAGACCGUUCCAACCGCCCUGACUGCUCCAAGACUCAGAAUGCCGACGGCGUGGACCAUUCCAAGACUCCGACGAUGACAGUGAGACGGAUUGUUUCGGUGAGACAGCUGUUUGAGAUGGUUCCAGGGAAAAGUGACCCACCUGUCCUGCACAGCUGGCACCAACGACAGCUGGAAGUCGAUGUGCAACAGAAGGUAGCCCAUAAUGAGAGACUGAAGGGAGGAGGGACCACCACCACCUGUAACCCGACCUCUACCUCCACCCACCUCGAUACCACCCAGUCCACCACCUGUAACCCGACCUCUACCUCCACCCACCUCGAUACCACCCAGUCCACCACCUGUAACCCGACCUCUACCUCCACCCACCUCGAUACCACCCAGUCCACCUCCUGUAACCCGACCUCCACCCACCUCGAUACCACCCAGUCCACCACCUGUAACCCGACCUCUACCCACCUCGAUACCACCCAGUCCACCUCCUGUAACCCGACCUCCACCCACCUCGAUACCACCCAGUCCACCUCCUGUAACCCGACCUCUACCCACCUCGAUACCACCCAGUCCACCUCCUGUAACCCGACCUCCACCCACCUCGAUACCACCCAGUCCACCACCUGUAACCCGACCUCUACCUCCACCCACCUCGAUACCACCCAGUCCACCACCUGUAACCCGACCUCUACCUCCACCCACCUCGAUACCACCCAGUCCACCACCUGUAACCCGACCUCUACCUCCACCCACCUCGAUACCACCCAGUCCACCUCCUGUAACCCGACCUCUACCUCCACCCACCUCGAUACCACCCAGUCCACCUCCUGUAACCCGACCUCCACCCACCUCGAUACCACCCAGUCCACCACCUGUAACCCGACCUCCACCCACCUCGAUACCACCCAGUCCACCACCUGUAACCCGACCUCUACAUCCACCUCAUCUCAGGCUAAAACCAGAAGGAUCGCCAGGAAAACCACCAGCCUUCCAGCCUUCCCCCCACAGCGUGUCAACAACCCUCCUAGUCUCCAUGCCAGUGGGUCGGAGGGUAAAGGUCAGGACAAGCCGUCCAUCCGGAUGUACCUGCAGGGUUUGGUCCAGCUCACCUUCAUCACCCAGGAUAUCCAGGAGAAGCUGGAGUGCCACGUCCGCCGCAAGCAGAGCCAACGCCUCUGGGGAUUCCCCAAGCUGGUCACCAGGUACGUGGGAGACCACCUCGCCGACCUGGCUGCCCAGGCCCCCUCCGCUUCCGGCGACGGCAAGCCGUUUAAGAUCUCUGGCAAGAUCAUGGGCAACGUGAGCGACCAUGUUGGCCGAGGGCAGCGAAACACAGAGUUGUGUUUCAGGCUGAGUGACAAGACAAGGCCAGGGGUGGAGAGAGAGGAGACCCAGGCUACUAGUCCUGCAGCUACAGCCAAACUCAAUGACAAUUUAAACAGCUCACCUGCCAAAAGCAGGCCUGUGGAGAAAACUCCCUUCACCAGCACUAGCUGCACCACUACUCCCCAGCCAGCCGAGACCCACACUACCAGACCCAACCAGACCAGCCAAUCUCUGGACGAGUCCUCCCUCCAGAUGCCCCCAAACCCAGUAACCCUAACCCAGGAGAGACGCCAGCGGGAGAUGCAUGUGAAGAGGAACUGUCUGGAGGUCAAGCUCAAACCCCUCCCUGGCAUGGUGGGCACCAGCCAGACGUCCCUUUCCUCGGAAACCAGGCAGCCAACUAGGCAGCCCGUCCAGGCAGAAGCCCUCGCCCCUCUGAAACGCCCUGCGCCACUAAGGCUGAGGGAUCCGUCGGCAGCGGAGGGAUACGUGUCUUCUAUGGACCCAGAGGCGCUGAGGCGUCAGGAGGAGAAUCUGGUGAUGAAGCCCACAUCUUCGGCCGCCCCCUCGACCUCCCCAGCUCACCCUCACAGCUCAGCUCUGGAGACGUGGGCCGGCAUAGACAUCGUCUCAGGACCCCGCUCUGCCUCCACUCCCAUACGACUGUUGUGUUAUGACACGGACACCGAAAGGCUUUUUGUGUUCACAACAUAGAUCUACAUGGACUAUUUGUUUUGGUACCAGACGAUUCAGAACUGAUACAUUUUCUUUAACUAAUAAAAAGGUUUUGCAUUUCA
Salvelinus fontinalis (brook trout) is the source of this 3713-nucleotide messenger RNA. RefSeq names its product mucin-2-like. Lineage: Eukaryota; Metazoa; Chordata; Actinopteri; Salmoniformes; Salmonidae. The transcript has 6 exons. The record is from RefSeq and is a predicted model, not a curated record. Bases 433 to 3630 code for a protein of 1065 amino acids.